This is a messenger RNA of Otolemur garnettii (small-eared galago), 1896 nucleotides long. RefSeq names its product suppressor of cytokine signaling 4 (gene SOCS4). The record is from RefSeq and is a predicted model, not a curated record. Lineage: Eukaryota; Metazoa; Chordata; Mammalia; Primates; Galagidae. Bases 334 to 1659 code for a protein of 441 amino acids. Gene Ontology annotation, cellular component: phosphatidylinositol 3-kinase complex. Gene Ontology annotation, molecular function: 1-phosphatidylinositol-3-kinase regulator activity. Gene Ontology annotation, biological process: negative regulation of epidermal growth factor-activated receptor activity; positive regulation of proteasomal ubiquitin-dependent protein catabolic process; phosphatidylinositol phosphate biosynthetic process. The transcript is spliced from 2 exons.
CUGGACGCGGAAGUGGUGGUGGCUCCUGGAAGCGGGCGGAGGCGAUGACGGCGACUCCUGAGAUGCGGACGGAUCGCUGAGGGGAGGGUGGGAGGUGCAGAGAGGCCUCCGCCUGGUAGGACCCGCGCGAGGGGCAGGGAUGGCUGGGCCUCCCCUCUCCGCUUCCGCGAGCGCCCGGAGUGACGGCGACGGUGAUGGCGGCGGUUACUCGACAGCCCCAGUGAAGCUGCGCUCCGGGAGAUAACAUCCAGAAAAUGCCCAGAAGAAACUUCCUGCUGGAAAAACUGAAAAAGACGUAUUUGUAACACUGGAAUUUAUGGAUAAUUUGUCAAAAUGGCAGAAAGUAAUGAAAAUUAUAGUAAAAAUGUAGAUGUCAAGCCCAAAACCAGUCGGAGUAGAAGUGCUGACCGAAAGGAUGGCUAUGUGUGGAGUGGGAAAACGUUGUCUUGGUCAAAAAAGAGAGAGAGCUGCCCAGGUGCUGAGACGGUGAGCGCAGUGGAAAAAGCGGAAGUUUCAUUAAGGAGCCAAGAAAGGAAGCACAGCUGUUCAUCCCUCGGGUUGGAUCUAGAUCAUUCCUGUGGGCACAGAUUUUUAGGCCGCUCUCUUAAACAGAAACUGCAAGAUGCUGUGGGGCAGUGUUUUCCCAUUAAGAACUGUAGUGGUCGGCACUCUGCAGGGCUUCCCUCUAAAAGGAAAAUUCAUAUCAGUGAACUCAUGUUAGAUAAGUGUCCUUUCCCACCUCGAUCGGAUUUAGCCUUCAGGUGGCAUUUUAUUAAACGACACACUGCUCCUAUAAAUCCCAAACCAGACGAAUGGGUAGUAAGCACAGACGUGUCUCAGAGCCGACUGAGCGGUGGGGAGCUAACACCCAGAGGAGACACGGACGAGGACGCAGACUGUUUCUCGCAGACCAGCGUUCAGCCCUGUGUGGCAGCCCCCAACACUGCCCCAUGUGGGGGUCCCCCGCCUGGCGCUGUGAUGAACCUGGUUUCAAAUAACAGUGUAGAAGACAGUGAUAUGGAUUCAGAUGAUGAAAUCAUAACACUUUGCACAAGUUCCAGGAAAAGAAACAAACCCAAAUGGGAACUAGAUGAUGAAAUCCUGCAGUUGGAAACACCUCCUAAGUACCACACCCAGAUUGAUUACGUCCACUGUCUUGUUCCAGACCUCCUUCAGAUCAAUAACAAUCCCUGUUACUGGGGAGUUAUGGAUAAAUACGCCGCUGAAGCACUGCUGGAAGGAAAACCAGAGGGCACCUUUUUACUGAGAGACUCAGCACAGGAAGACUAUCUGUUCUCCGUUAGUUUUAGACGCUAUAGUCGUUCCCUUCAUGCUAGAAUUGAACAGUGGAAUCACAACUUUAGCUUUGAUGCACACGAUCCUUGUGUCUUUCAUUCUCCUGAUAUUACUGGGCUCCUAGAACAUUAUAAGGACCCAAGCGCCUGUAUGUUCUUUGAGCCACUUCUGUCUACCCCAUUAAUCCGGACUUUCCCCUUUUCCCUGCAGCAUAUAUGCAGAACAGUUAUCUGUAACUGUACAACUUACGAUGGCAUCGAGGCCCUUCCAAUUCCUUCUUCUAUGAAGUUAUAUCUGAAGGAAUAUCACUAUAAAUCAAAAGUUAGAGUACUCAGGAUUGACGCACCAGAACAACAAUGCUAGGAUAAGAUAAGGGAAGGGACGUGGCAAUGAUUGUAUACAUGUUUUCAUUUAAGAUUUUUUUAUUAUACCACUUUUAAUUUUUCUACAAAGGCAGUGGAGUCUAAAAUCUCUGCCCUAAAUUUUACUUCAAGAUCAGGUUUUAUUUUGUUUUUUUUUUUAUGAUAUACUGAUUGUUUAAAGUUACACAGUAGAGAUUAAUAAUUAUUUUUAACCAGGUAUUUGGUUUUUGUUUUUACG